Panonychus citri (citrus red mite) is the source of this 1629-nucleotide messenger RNA. RefSeq names its product GPI mannosyltransferase 1-like (gene PIG-M). Gene Ontology annotation, biological process: GPI anchor biosynthetic process. The transcript has a single exon. NCBI's taxonomy places the organism in Eukaryota, Metazoa, Arthropoda, Arachnida, Trombidiformes, Tetranychidae. Gene Ontology annotation, cellular component: glycosylphosphatidylinositol-mannosyltransferase I complex; membrane. The record is from RefSeq and is a predicted model, not a curated record. The coding region runs from base 140 to 1435 and encodes 431 amino acids. Gene Ontology annotation, molecular function: alpha-1,4-mannosyltransferase activity; GPI mannosyltransferase activity.
UGUGUCGCCUCUGGAUUCAUUUGUUUUUACAAUUGAAUUUAUCUCUUGUAAUUGUUAGUGAUUCUAAUUAGAUUGUUCCUUUUCUUAUUUGGUGGUUAAUUGUGUUCGAUAAUUUGUUUGGGUUGUCCCUGGAUAGAAAAUGAAUGGCGAUGAGAUUGAGGAAAAUGACGAUUCAAUGUUUACUUGGUGUUUAUCCAUUGAGAGUCAUUUGAUUAUCUCUUCAGUGAUUCGUGUAUUUUUAAUUAUCUAUGGAUGGAUUCAUGAUCAAAUUUUUCGUUUACAAUAUACUGAUAUUGAUUAUGUUGUUUUCACUGAUGGUUCGAGGUACAUGAAGGCUGGAAGGUCACCAUUUCUGCGACAUGGUUACCGAUAUUCACCAUUAUUUGCUUUUCUCCUUCUACCCAAUGUUUAUUUUGCUCCACUUUUUGGUAAAUUUUUAUUUGCCACCCUGGACAUUAUCACCGGUUAUCUGAUCUACAAAAUUUUAACUCAUCCUCGAAUCCAAUUACCCCCCAAUCAAGCCUUGAUCUCAUCACUAAUCUGGCUUUAUAAUCCAUUACCGAUGAUCAUUUCAACUCGUGGCUCAUCUGAUACUUUAAUCACAUUCCUGGUUCUUGGGACAAUUUAUUUUCUAGUCUCUGGUCUUUAUUUAUAUUCUGGUCUACUUUAUGGAUUAUCAAUUCAUUGUAAAAUCUAUCCAAUAAUCUACAGUCUUCCAAUUUAUCUUUUCCUAACCGGAUCAUUGCCAUCAAAUCGUAACUGGACCAGUACAAUUGUCAAAAUAAUUUCACCUUUCAACCGAUCCAAAUUGACCUUUUUCCUUUCGUCGCUGGUAUCGUUCACCCUUCUCACCUACGGCUAUUACUUAAGAUACGGUCAACUUUACCUGAAAGAAGCCUGGUUUUAUCAUAUCUACCGAAAGGACGAUGCUCACAAUUUCUCACCUUAUUUUUAUGUCUACAAAACGAUUAGUGACCCAUUGACCCUCAAAAUCCUAUCGUAUUUGGCCUUUAUUCCACAAGUGAUUUCGAUUAUCUACUAUUCUGGCCAAUAUUGUCUAAAAUUUAAAUCGACAACGGACUCUACACAUUCGGUUAAUUUAAUCUUUUCGCUUUUCUCAUCAACCUUUAUGUUUGUCACUCUCAACAAAGUGGUCACUUCUCAAUACUUUAUCUGGUAUUUGUGUUUCCUUCCGAUUCUUUAUCCAUUCCUACAAUUAACUGGAUGGAAACAAUUAACUUUAUUAUCGCUCUGGUUUGCCGGUCAAGGCCAAUGGCUACUAAUUGCUUACCUGUAUCAAUAUCUGCGUUGGAAUGUACUUGGAUUAUUGGCUUGUUGUUCACUUAUCUUCAUGAUAAUUAAUCUUGUCAUUCAAUUUACAAUUGAAAAACAUUUUGUGCCUCAUCUUAAAUUCAUUGACCAAAAAUCAAAUUAAUUCAAUUAACCUCACAGUUAAAAUUAAAUCUCAUUUCAAUUCACCAAAAAAAAGAAACAACAAAAUCAAUAUAAUCACAACACUCGUGAAAGUUAAAUCAAUGUUAAAUUGUUCAUUUAUAAUUGUAUAUUUCUAAUUUUGAUUUCGAAAAUUAAAUAAUGAGGAAAUUACAUUUAUGAUUAAUACGAUUUCUA